Molecule: messenger RNA, 1062 nt
Organism: Cryphonectria parasitica EP155
Lineage: Eukaryota; Fungi; Ascomycota; Sordariomycetes; Diaporthales; Cryphonectriaceae
Exons: 3
Source: RefSeq, a predicted model, not a curated record
CUACCCUACAAGUUCGAGACGGGCAUCUCUCUCUUCGCCAAGCGCGCCCCAAGGCCAUUCCCACCGCCGUUCCUCUCGCCGCCGUCGGGCUCCUUUAGCGAUCCCUUGAGCACGCACCACCGCAGUCGCGACAGGCGGCCCAAGGUCAACGGGGAGCUGAUCAAGGGGUGGACCAACGGCGACGACGCCGUCUUUGCAAGCGAAUACUUUAUCGGCGCGAAUGAUGGCGUAGGCGCCUGGAGUGCGCGGCCCAGAGGCCAUGCUGGCCUCUGGGCCAGACUUAUUCUACACUUCUGGGCCACAGCCAUGAGCGAAGACGCUGCGCGGCCCCGCGGACCUGGCGACCCGGCUUACCGCCCAGACCCCGUCGCAUACCUCCAGCGCGCCUACGAACUGACGAAAGAGGCCACCUCCGAACCCGACUGGCAGGGGACCACGACCGUGACGGGCGCCCAGCUGUUCUACGGGGCUCCUGAGGAAAAUGACAAGGCAAAGGAAGAGGAGGAUCUCAACAUCAACAGAGGUGGCGGCGGCGUGGGCGUGGCGCCUGUGCUCUACGUGACGAACCUGGGCGACUCCCAGGUGAUGGUGGUGCGGCCGAGCUCGGGCGAGCUGGUGUUCAAGACGAGCGAGCAGUGGCACUGGUUCGACUGUCCGCGGCAGCUGGGCACCAACAGCCCCGACACCCCCCUGGAGAACGCCGUGCUGGACCGGGUGCCCAUCCGCGAAGGCGACGUCGUCCUCGCCAUGUCGGACGGCGUCAUUGAUAAUCUGUGGUCGCACGAGAUCGUCGAGAACGUCACCACCAGCAUACGGAGGUGGGAGGCCGGCGAGGGCACCGCCGCCAAGGCCAAGGUCAGGGCCAGCAGGCCCGAGUACGUCGACGGGACCGGCGAGAUGGCCUAUGUCGCUGAGGAGCUGAUGAUGGCUGCCAAGACCAUCGCCCUGGACCCCUUCGCGGAGAGCCCGUUUAUGGAACAUGCCAUCGAGGAGGGUCUGCCGAGCGAGGGAGGCAAACUAGAUGAUAUCAGUGUGGUCGCGGCGCGCUGUAUGCGAAAUAAC